Paramuricea clavata is the source of this 2266-nucleotide messenger RNA. The record is from the annotation of a GenBank genome assembly. NCBI's taxonomy places the organism in Eukaryota, Metazoa, Cnidaria, Anthozoa, Malacalcyonacea, Plexauridae.
AUGGGUCUACAUCUAGCAGCGGUUAUACUAUUUCAAUAUCACACUGGUUGCAUGAUUCACGUGCCUGGUAAAUGUGUACCACAUAUUAUCACGUGUUUGGCAGACUAUAUGUCACCUGCUGAUCACGUGAAGCUGAUACAGUAUCAAGGUUCGGUUGUCAAGCAGUUAACUAAGGGAGGCGAGGUUGUGGAGGAAGGAGUGCAAGAUGGUGCAAAAAGUAUCGAGGUUUGGUUGGAAGAAGGACUGGCGGAAAUCAAAGAUAUUGCUUUGAGUAACAAAAAGACGGUAAACACUGUUCAAAAUGGGAAUAGAACAAAGAAUGAGAAAUCCUAAACUUUUUAACAUGUUAAACAUUGAAGUAUUGGGAAACAUCCUAAUGAUGUUUGCUGAAGAUAAGAAAAUUAGGAAACAUUGUUUCUGCAACAAUGAUCACACUAUUGAAACAAAAUAGUUUUCUGUAUUUCUUCGAAAACAUUUUUACUUCCCAGGAAACAAAUUUUGCUCCCGCAACAAUGACUCCGGCAAUUGAAUGGCUGGCAAGCAGGGGAAACAUUAGAAGAAAUAUUGAAAUUUUCAAAUGAUUCUGCCAAGGUUUCCUAGUUUGACCAGAACUUGCUCCCGUGGUCCCUGGGAUUGGGAACGAGGUUGUUUUCUGGUUAUGUAAAUUAGAAUGAACACCUAUUGACUGGGACCGAGGGAAACAGUAUGUUUUGUGUUCCGAAUGUUUCUUGAGUUGAAGCCGAGGAAACAUGCCAAGUCGAGGAUCCACAAAACAUAGUUUUUUCCCAAAAAUCCCAGUCAAUAAUUAUUAUAUUAUAUACCAAGUGUCAAAGAAAACAAAAAAGCAAAUUCCAUAAUUUUUGCUUUGUAACUCGACGAUUUUAUAUUCACCGGUGAAUAAAAGUAAUGUCCACAGCUCGGAUUUCGUGAUUUUCAUGUUAUAUAGUCUAGGACCUGUAUAGGAGUUUGUAUGCGUUUCAUUUAGGACAGGUAAUCUCAACUGUUUUAGGGUAAAAUGACCAUGGCGGUCAACAUGGCAUAUGUGCCAAAACCUGAAUCAGGGACGAAAGUCCUGAAAAUGACCCCGCCCUGAAACGGCAGUGUCGACAUAGCUCUAACUUCCGAAAAGAAAAAGCAAUAGCCUUUCUGAAGUGCUUAUAGUGUUCAGAAGGGUUGGUUUUAGGGGUGCACCACCCCAGGUAAAUUGCUAAUUAUGCACAAAAUAACUAAUAUGCCUGGCAGAAAUUAAAUUUUCUUAUUUCCUAAAAAAAAUUAAUUAUCAUGGGGUGAAAAACUAUGCUCAAUUUAAUAUAACUAUUGUGGAUUUCAUAAGGAUUGUCAUUAUUUUCAUUAAAUAUAAUACAUUUUAACGCCAAUUUUAAUACAAUUUUCAGCCAUAUUUUGCCGUCUUGUUUGCUUUUACAUCGCCGAAUCUGGCAAAUAUCAUCCAGUUGUUGUAUUUUUACAUAAUCAUAAAUGGCUGAAGAAGAUUUCAAAGAAGGUUUCAUCAACUACAUAAAUUUCAUUGCUACUAUAUAAAUUUCAUUGUGUUAAUAGCCGUCGCCGUCCUGCUAGCUAAAGGUCCCUAAAAGCGCCUGCUACGCAGGCUACAAGUAUUCCCCAACUAGAUGAAGCUGAGUCACUUCUCAAAAACUAUCCUCCCCCUCUACCUAGUAUUGGCCAGAUUAAGACCGUCCUAAAUCACCUUAACCACUCGAAAGCAACGGGAGCCGAUGGUGUUCUAGCGCCGAUUAUACAUGACAUCAUUACGGCUAGCAUUAAACAGUGUAGGUAUCCAAGUCAUUACAAACAUGGCCUGGUCACACCUGUGCCUAAAGCAUACCCACCAACUGACGUUAGUAACGAUUUUAGACAAAUCUCUGUUUUGCCACAUAUUGGGAAAAUCCUAGAGAGAGUACAACUACAACUCAAUCAAAAUGACAUACUACGUCCCAGACAACAUGGUUUUACUAGUGGCCGCUCUACUACAUCGGCUCUGAUAUCCAUCACACAGCCAUGGUUUAAUGCUAUUUACAAUACCUGCCGUGACAAAGCAGGCAUCCAUGCCCUCUUUAUCGACUUUAAAAAAGUCUUCGAUCUAGUUGAUCAUGGGAUCCUGUUGAAUAAACUUGCAUUGAUGAAUGUUAAUAAAAGCUACUGGUUGUGGGUCAAAAGCUUCUUAUCUGGUAGAACUCAGCAGGUCAAGAUAAAUCAAACACUUUCAUCGAUCGAGGAUUGCCCAGCUGGAGUACCGCAAGGAUCCUGA